Messenger RNA from Uranotaenia lowii, 3475 nucleotides. RefSeq lists its product as uncharacterized. The coding region runs from base 641 to 2836 and encodes 731 amino acids. Gene Ontology annotation, molecular function: cis-regulatory region sequence-specific DNA binding; DNA-binding transcription factor activity. The transcript has 7 exons. The record is from RefSeq and is a predicted model, not a curated record. Gene Ontology annotation, biological process: regulation of DNA-templated transcription. Gene Ontology annotation, cellular component: nucleus. NCBI's taxonomy places the organism in Eukaryota, Metazoa, Arthropoda, Insecta, Diptera, Culicidae.
UUCGUAUUUGUGACUCUAUGUUUACAUAGUCGGUUUUUGUAGUUACACUUGGCGUUUUUUAUUCUUCGAUGCAAAUUGUAUGGAAAGGAGCUACCGGGGUCCUGUAUCCUUUUUUGGGUGCUCGGUUCUCGUAGUCUCGCGCAGACAUUCGUCGGUAUCGGUUGAGAUUGCUUUUAGGAGGUUGUCCCUCGUGAAAAUUGGAGGCCUCUGCAAUUUUUCUUGGAUUUUUAUCUAGUCAAAGCAUUUAGAAGAUUAAAUUACAAAAUGAGUGAAAUUAUGAUAGGAGGAAUUUAAAAAAGUGCCAUAGUCUAGGAUAAGGUUUAAUUCGGGAUCGAAAAUUAAUCGAUUUCUCGGAGGAAAAUUGGGCGGCCAUUUUGGAUUUCCAUUCGGGUCAAGAAGGCGAUAUAAUUCUUCUUGCGAGGUGACUGCCGAAGAGUUGUCGCAUUGAAGCCAAAAGAUGGUGGAGUAGAGCGAUAGAUGUGUAUCUGCUGGGAUCCGAGUGCACAUGGUGCUUUAAAAUUUGGGCAUUCGAUCAAAGGUGGCGCGUCGCGUAGCAUGUCAAACUAUCGUUCGGGAGCACUUUUGAAUGUUUAAAGUUUUGGUUUGAAUUUGUGAAGUGUAGUGUUUUUGUGAUUGUGUUAUGAGAAGAAAAUCUACGAUAUUUCCCAAUAUGGCAAGCGGAAGUAACGCUGCAACGGUUAUUACUUCCAAUGAACAUUACGAGGACCAUGGGGACCAAAACUCGUUGGUCAUUCGUCAGUUGAAGCGAAAGCACAGUGAGGAAAGCUUUCAAGGGUAUCACUAUCAUGAUCCGAAUCAAUCGAUCCAAAAAAUUCGCAAGGACAACCACCUGGUGCAGUUGCAAUCGUCGCCGCCAGAAGUUCAAGACCACGAGUUUCACGGGUUUGGCCAAGCUUUUCAUGAGCCUCAGGAAUUUCACGUGAUUUCCGCAAGCGAUGGCAAUAAUAAUCAAAAUCACGCGCAUCAGGAGCAACAACAACUGGAAUAUAUCUACGAAGUAUCCAGUGAAGGAAACGUGAUUCCUGUACCACAUUCUCAACUUAUCGAGCAUUCGCACGAGAUUUCCUCUUCCGGUAAUGGGAUAGUGCUCACCGAUAUCAGCUCGUCGACUUGGACCAGCACCCAAGAGCUGAUAGAAUUGGACCGGAAGGCAGCUCUCACCAUCCAGACGGACACCCACAACAGCUUCCCUAUCGCUAGUGCCGAUCUACAUCAUCAUCAUCAUCAACUCCAACAACAAACCCCACAUCAUCAUCAUCAACAAAAUCAUCACCAGCAACAUCAUCAUGCUCACCAUAGUCAACACGAGCAAAAUUUUCAUGUGGUCCAUCAACAUCUACAGCCACAAUACUCCAACAAUCACCACAUCCAUCAGCAUCCAAACUCGCACCACUCCAAGGCCCAAGAGCUAUCAAUAGUAACUUCCGGUAGCUGUCAAAGGAUCCAAACCAUCACCUGUGCCGCUGCUGCCCAUUCAACCCCUUCCAGCAGCAAUGUCCUUAAUGGAGCAGGAGGAUCAUCAGCCAGCGGGAACGGUGCCGUCGGCAAUUCAACGCGUAGGGCUCCUCAAUCAGGAACCCCGGAAACACCGGAAGACAUCGAGGACAAAAACCUGUCCUGGCUGUUCAACUUCAAGCUGGAAGAUCUUCCCCAUCUGUCUCCGGAGGCAAAGCGGAAGCAAGCUCCCCGGAACAGCGUUCCUGUCGGGUCAGCCUCAGCCUCAAGCUCCACGGCUGGCAACGUCAGCUUAACACCCGCUGCGGCCGCAAUGGGAAUUCAAUCCCUGGAUCAUCACCCGGUCGAAGUAGCGGCCGAACAUCCCUCCUUGCCGGUUUUGAUUGAGGAGGAUGAAAUGAGUGCGGUCGCCGAGAAUGUUACCAUCGAAAAUACCAGCACGACCAAAGUGACUAAGAAACCUCCCUUCACGUAUACCGAAUUGAUUGAGUACGCUCUGGAAGACAAAGGAGAGCUGACGGUUUCCGGAAUCUAUCAAUGGAUAUCAGACCACUUCCCGUUCUACAAAUCUAACGAUGACCGGUGGAAAAACUCUGUCCGUCACAACUUGUCGAUAAACCCGCACUUCCGGAAGGGGAACAAAGCACCCCAAGGAGCAGGUCACCUAUGGACAAUAUCAAGCAGAGAUUCAGAAGCCAACUACCUUGCCUGGGAACAUAAACGCCAACGGUUAGAGCUGUUUUUCAAAAUGGAGGCGGCGAACAACUCGAAAAACCAAAGGGAUCCGCCACCGGGAUCUCCUAGUCAGGAGGAAAUUGCUGCAGCGACCGCCAGUUUAGCGCAAUACGAACCCCAUUCUCCACCUAAUGGCGCAGAUUCGGCGCAAUCCGGUCACCACCAUAUGGGCGGAGCGGGUCAGCAACAGCACGGUCAACCACUCUAUGCCAACAAUAGUAGUCAUCAGUUCGAGGUGAUCCAAGGUGAGGAGUUGAAGCGAUCGGCUGGGGAAAUUUUGAACGGUAUCCGACGGAACGUCGAGGUGCAGAUUGUUCAUCCGAUCAAUUCCGCUAACAACUUCCAGGCGUACGCGCUACUGGACUCAGACUACUAUCUUGCGGACUACCUGAAUCCGGUAUCCAAGGAAGAAAUCGUGCAAGAGUGCGGGCUCCGGUCAGCAACUUCCGGGGGCGGACAGCGGCCAACGAGCGGACCGGAUGGCGCUGCAACAGCCGAUUACUACAUCACCACGAUCGACCCGAUCGAGCUGGGCAUUAACAUGAGCUCAGGCCAGGACGAAGACCAGAUACUGUUCGAGGAUGAUUUCAAUCUCAACUACUUUGGCAACAACAUUAUGACAUGACGUCGAGCGCUACAGCACCAGCAACAGUCGCACCUUCAACAGAUUCAAAUUCUUCCGGAACCGUCGGCACAAGCUUCCGGAGAAGAGCCAUUGGUCGGAAUGGCCUCCGGAGUAGAAGUUGAAUUUCUCGCCAUACCAAGUGACGAAACGGUAUGCGGGUUAAAGAAUUAGGUAGAAUUUGAACGAUGCAACGUGUUUUCUUACCGUCUCAUCUAGUCCAUUGCAUGUAUGAAUGCAUCAAAGCAAUAAUGAGAAUUUUAUUUUUGUUCGUGUGAAUCGUGUUACUUAUACGAAUAUUAAUUUCUGUAGUGAUAAUCAAGUAAGGGCAAAUGAAUGAUCCAUUCAAAAGAAAAAAAAAAUCAUGUAAAUACUGCUAUAAACUUUAGUGUAGCCAAUAAACUACGUAGCUGAAAUAUAAACCAAACAAAAAACAACAUGAAAAUGAUGCUAGUCAAUAGUAAAAUAAAUGUAUUUUGCAAAAGAUUUUUGCACCGAAAGACGAAUGCGGGAAUCGAUAGAAGACUUCUUGUUAUUACAACGGUAAAAUGCAAUCGAAUACAGCAAUAUCAUAAUCCCAGUUUCCAACCAGCCAGUGUUGUAUGAUGUACAAAACAGUCUCUAAAUAAAUGGCCUUAUUUA